UUAGAUGUCCUGCGCAUGCGUCGAAGCUUAGUCAUAAGCGGAAGCCUGACAUUGACAUUUCUAGUUACCUCCCACAAUCCUCUCUGCGUAGACGACAAGGUCAGGAUUGUCAGAAAGAUGGCGACUCAUAUGCGGUUGUUCCAGGGGAGUCUCAGAAACCUUGUGUACGUGCAGAUGCGCCGCUCUUCUGAUCAGUUGGGAGAGUUGGGCAAAGGAGCUGGAAAAGGUGGAGGUGGUGGAGGUUCAGUGAGAGAAGCUGGAGGAGCUUUUGGUAAACGUCAAGCUGCAGAAGAGGAGAGAUACUUUAGGCAAAAAGAGCAGGAACAACUGUCUGCUCUUAAAAAGCAUCACGAAGAAGAGAUCCAUCAUGCCAAGGAGCAAAUUGAACGCCUGCAAAAGGAAAUUGACAGACACAAGAACAAAAUCAAGAAGCUGAAAAAUGAUGACUAAUUCAACACUACCUGCUUUGCCUUCUCUUGUUUGUGGCUCAUACAUUAGAAUAUGCUAGAUAUUGCAUAUACAUCGGUUGUGAUGUCUUCAAAUAUAUUGAAUAAAGAAAACUCAUCAGUUCUA
This is a messenger RNA of Hyla sarda, 573 nucleotides long. RefSeq names its product ATP synthase inhibitory factor subunit 1 (gene ATP5IF1). Gene Ontology annotation, biological process: negative regulation of ATP-dependent activity. Gene Ontology annotation, cellular component: mitochondrion. The transcript is spliced from 3 exons. NCBI's taxonomy places the organism in Eukaryota, Metazoa, Chordata, Amphibia, Anura, Hylidae. Gene Ontology annotation, molecular function: ATPase inhibitor activity. The record is from RefSeq and is a predicted model, not a curated record. The coding region runs from base 16 to 450 and encodes 144 amino acids.